CUUGUCCGCCAGUAGGUCUAGUACCUCUAGCCUUAAGAAGUCCGUCAGUGCAUCCUGUCAAACCCAAUCACACCUCGACACGUCUGUAAUCUCCCUCACUUUCCUGCUUUUUUGAAGCUGACAUGGCUUGUUUCCUUGUAACAUUCAUGUAUAUAAGAGCCCAGUUUGCAAAUGCGAACUGCAACGAAGCAGAAACACAGAUCUUGAGAGGUUUCCAGGUUUAUCUGAUUUUCCUUCUGGGGCUGAUAUUGAAAGAUUGGAAUUGGGGUUUUAGCUUUCUUGGUUUCUAGAAUGGUGAACAGGAAGAAACGGCAGAAGUCUGUUGCUGGUAAAGCACUAGGUGUGGAAGCCAGCAACAAGGAGGGAACUAAGGGUGAGGUUGAGAUUGUGGAGAUGGCUAAAACUCCUGUCAAGAAGCGCAAAAGAGGUGCUGACAGGGAGAUGGUAGAGUCAUUUUUCUUGUCACUUGACGUGGAGUCAUCUAUACUCCACCGAAGGAAGGAUACACCUUCUUUUCGUAUGGUUUUGUUGAGAGAAAAUGAUUUGGACAGGAUUGUUGGGAAGAGGAUAAAGGUGUUAUGGCCUGAUUCAAAGAAAUGGUUUGCUGGUCAGAUUAAAUCAUUUAAUAUUGAGAACAAGCUCCACAGUAUUGUGUACGAUGAUGGUGACAAGGAGCAGUUGAAUUUGAUUAGAGAGCAGUUUGAGCUUGAGAUAUUACCAAGUGAGGCAUUCACCAUACUUUCCCAAUAUGAGCCUUAUCCUGAGAUUCCAGGUGAUGGUGGGGGGAGUGGAGACGCUGUAAAUGAGGGUUUACUCAUGAUGGAUAGGUCUGAAACAGUAGACAAAAAAAUGAAGCAAAGCAUGUCGUCAAGGGGCCAAGAAGGGAGUUCAAAGCAGCAGAUCGUGGAAGAUAGUGAGAUGAUGGAGGAUGAUACCAUGGCUGCAGAUAUGCAGGUCGAUAGACUUCCUGGAAAAUCUGAUAGAGUGAAAAUUGCUGAAACAAAUACUUUGCAAAAGCAAGAGAGUUCUGAACCAGUGAAAAGGGUUAUUGCUAUGAAUAGAAAACCUUCGAAGGACGCCAAUAAAAGGCGUACAAAGCGACAGGAUAGAAAAAUAACUGAAGAGGAAGGGAAUAUGGCUUUGGACACUGAUGACAGACUCAGAGAAAAAAUUGAGCACAAGAUGGUAGACUGGUGAAAUUGAUGUGGACAAAACUGUGUGGUCUUGUUUUCAGAAACAUCACAAUCCUGGGAAAAAAGAAAUGAGUUCUGAUCACAGUGAGGCCAGUGGAGGCUCUGCAAAAGUGGAUGCUACUGAGAUUGAUAAUGUUAAACCAUUUGAAAAGAAGGGAAAGAUGAAGGGAGAAAAAACAUCAAAGGCAGUAAAGAAGGGAAAGGCAAUACUGAAAGUCAAAAGAAAUACUGAGGAUGAGAAGACAGUGGUACCAGCAUACAUGGAAGCUGAUGUGCUUCCUGAAAAGGUCGAGGAGAAGAAGACAGAUAUGGAAAUCGAGAAGGAAAGAUCUGGAGUUGUUGGUUAUGAGAAAUAUCUGACAGAAACUGGUUCAAAACUAGCAAGUGACCAGAGCAAGGAAACAUCUGAAGUUCAGACUUCUCAAGCAAAACCUCUCACUAAAGAAGAAAAUUAUGAGGUUCUUGAGAAGCAGAAAAUUGAAAAUCGUGAAGCUGCAGGAGAUGAAGCAGCAGAGUCAGGGGAAGAGGGUAUUCUGGAAGAAGAGAGGCAAACCCUCAGGGUUCACAGUCACCUGAUAAACAGAGUGAGAAUGAUGUAAGAUUGCGGAAGGAAACUGCCUCAGGUGAAGGGCUUGAUGGAAGGACUUCUGAUACUGAUCCGCAGACAGUAUCAGAUGACCAAGCCACUGGAGAGGAAAGUCUGGCUAAUGCGUAAUGCCGGGACAAUCCUGUCAAAAAAGGUGCAAGAAAGCGCUGAUGCUAAGUAUUCUUGUAUUGGAACUAAUAUUUUGUUUAGAAUUGAAAAUUGCAUUGUUCGUACCUUGUGUUUAAGUUUACGUCAAUACAUUUGGCAGGAAGAGAAGUGCUGGUCUACUGAAAAGGAGUUUUCACCUUCCUGGUUAGGUUUGCCUCAUUGGCCUUUUUGAAAGUUUAAUAUAUGUAUUUUAUUUAUUUAUUUCUGGAACUGUUCUAAUUAACAGGUUUUAUGGUCUGUCAUCCUGUGUGCUUACCAUUCAUUCAUUGUAAAAAAGGGCUUACCCAGUGCACGAGGCUCCUCUAUAGCAAUAAUUAGAAUAAGUGGAAGGAUCUGUUUGGAACUUACUGUAUCUUUGAAGCUAAUAUCCUACUUAUCAUUGGUUUUUUGCUGACAUUGCUUUGCAGGCAGUUCACUUUGAAAACAAUUAAACCCUUUUCAGUUUUUUUUUUCCUGGUGUGUAUGGAAGCUAUUUUCAUCAAUUGCCUGGUUCUGUAUUUAUUCAAACUCCCUGUGGAAAGUUGUAUCAGUUCUAGAUUUGGCCAUUAACUGUCUGAAUUAUUUUCUAUAUUAUUGUAUGUUUUGGU
Messenger RNA from Macadamia integrifolia, 2534 nucleotides. Its product is annotated as DNA mismatch repair protein MSH6-like. Gene Ontology annotation, cellular component: chromatin; nucleus. The transcript is spliced from 2 exons. Lineage: Eukaryota; Viridiplantae; Streptophyta; Magnoliopsida; Proteales; Proteaceae. The record is from RefSeq and is a predicted model, not a curated record. Gene Ontology annotation, biological process: mitotic sister chromatid cohesion; DNA repair. The coding region runs from base 1262 to 1792 and encodes 176 amino acids.